CAACAGCCCCAGCAGUCCCAGCCCCCGCGUGAGCCCGUUUGCCCGCAGAUCCCCGGUGCCGAAGAUGUGCUGGUUAUCAUGAAAACCGGCGCGAGCGAGGUGCAACAGAAGCUGCCGGUGCAUUUGGAAACAACGUUCCGCUGCGUGCCGCACUUCGCCGUCUUCUCGGAUUUGGAAGAGGAGGUCGCUGGCGUGCACGUACAUGACACGUUGGACCAAGUAAGCGAGCAAAUCAAGCAGACGAACCCGGACUUUCAGUUCUACCACCAGCUGCGCGAAUACCGUGCUGCAGGGCGCAAUGUGUCGGAGUUGGUGCAAGGGAGCAGCCAGGCGGCGUGGAACCUCGACCGGUGGAAGUUCCUGCCGCUCAUGGAAAAGGCGCUGAAAACGCGCCCCGAGGCCAAGUGGUUCGUCUUCAUCGAGGCCGACACGGCCAUCGUCUGGUCCAACUUGCUCGAGUGGCUGCAGCGCUUCGACCCGUCGAAGCCCUACUACAUUGGCGGGCAGAGCUGGGUGGGCGAGCACCAGUUCGGACACGGCGGCACCGGCUUCGUCGUCUCGAACCCAGCUCUCAGUAUGCUCGUAGAGAAGCGCGCGCAGAACCUCGAUUCGUUUGAUCAGCUGACUGCCAACACGUGGGUGGGCGACUUGGUGCUGGGCGAGGCCUUUGAGACGGUCGGCAUCUACUUAACGCCGGCGUGGCCGACGCUGCAGGGCGAGACGCCCUACUCCCUUGACUACACCGAGCACCACUGGUGUUACCCUGUCGUUUCGUGGCAUCACAUGCCACCCGAGUGGAUCAAGGCUGUGUGGGAAUUUGAGCAGGAGUGGCUGAGCUCUAACAAGCUACCAGCCAUCCGGCACCGCGACAUCUUCGCGCAAUUUGUGUGGCCGUACAUCCAGCAGGAGAGGACCAUGUGGGACAACUUGUCCGACGACUUUGAGGAGACGCCUUUGGAAUACACGUCGGACGGGUGCCGGGCCGCGUGCGAGUACCGGCUGGAGUGCGUGCAGUGGCUCUACACCGAGGGCCGGUGCCAGACGGGAGCGGUCAUCAAGCUGGGCGGGGAGGUUGAAGAAGGUGGGUUGGACGGGACGUCGGGGUGGGUGAUGGAGAGGAUUCAACUCUUCAUGCAGAACGUCGAG
Aplosporella prunicola CBS 121167 is the source of this 1146-nucleotide messenger RNA. Its product is annotated as glycosyltransferase family 31 protein. The annotation marks the transcript as partial. Gene Ontology annotation, molecular function: glycosyltransferase activity. The transcript is spliced from 2 exons. NCBI's taxonomy places the organism in Eukaryota, Fungi, Ascomycota, Dothideomycetes, Botryosphaeriales, Aplosporellaceae. The record is from RefSeq and is a predicted model, not a curated record. Gene Ontology annotation, cellular component: membrane.